UUAACACAAACACACCUGUUGCGUUCAAAGAACUUGGCUUCUCUUCUUCUGAGUGAAUCGGACAGAGGCAGCAUGGAGCUGACUGACGCUUACACCAAACUCCAGCCUUACAUGCACUACCUGUUGGCUGUCCUGUGCCUUGUUGUCGUGGUGUAUAAACUAACAGCGUUCUUUGUAAAACAAAAGGCGGUUAUCCGGAGCAUCGAGGCCUUUCCUGGACCCCCGGCACACUUUCUGUUUGGACAUGUUUUUGAGUUUAAACAGGAUGGGACCGACCUGUUCAAAGCGGUGGAAUGGGGAAAGCAAUAUCCGUACGCCUUCCCCAUUUGGUUUGGUCCUUCUCUUUGUUUUCUCAACAUCAACCACCCAGAUUACGCAAAAACCAUCCUGACAUCCACAGAACCAAAAGACGAUUUUGUAUACAGGUUUCUUCAGACUUGGAUUGGAGAUGGAUUAUUGGUGUCAAAAGGUCAGAAGUGGUUUCGCCACCGGAGGCUGUUGACUCCGGGUUUUCAUUACGAUGUUUUAAAACCGUACGUGCAGCUGAUGUCCCAGUCUGCUAAAACUAUGUUGGACAAGUGGGAAAGUUAUGCACACACUGAUAAGACCUUUGAAUUGUUCGAGCAUGUGAGUCUCAUGACACUUGACACAAUCCUGCAGUGUGCGUUUAGCUGCAAAACCAACUGUCAGACAGAGGGGGGGAAUAAUGCAUACAUCAAAGCUGUGUAUGAGCUCAGCGACCUCGCCAACUUCCGGUUCAGGACUUUUCCAUACCACAGUGACCUCAUUUUCUACCUCAGCCCACACGGUUAUAGGUACAGGAAUGCUUGCAAGGUGGCGCAUGCUCAUACAGAGAAUGUCAUAAAAAAAAGGAAAGAAGCACUAACAGAGGAGACUGAGCUCGGACGCACUCAAGCCAAGAGAUACCAGGAUUUCCUGGACAUCCUUCUCUUUGCAAGAGAUGAAAACCAGCAGGGUCUCUCAGAUGAAGACCUUCGAGCAGAAGUGGACACCUUCAUGUUUGAGGGACAUGACACCACAGCCAGCGGCAUCUCUUUUCUCCUCUACUGCCUGGCCUGCCACCCAGAGCACCAGAACAUUUGCAGGGAGGAAAUCCUCCAAGUCUUGGGUGGCAGAGACACCAUGGAGUGGGAGGAUCUCAGUAAAAUUCCGUACACCACAAUGUGCAUCAAAGAAGCCCUUCGUCUUUACCCUCCUGUUCCAGGAGUUGCCCGGAAGACCACCAAACAGUACACAUUUUUCGAUGGGAGAACUCUGCCGGCAGGUUUUCACGUUGCAGUAAGUGUUUUUGGAAUUCACAGGAAUCCUGUUGUCUGGGAAAAUCCUAAUGUCUUCGACCCGCUCCGUUUCCUCCCUGAAAAUGUGUCUAAGAGGUCACCGCAUGCCUUUGUACCUUUCUCAGCUGGACCAAGAAACUGCAUUGGCCAGACUUUUGCAAUGAAUGAGAUGAAGGUGGUGACAGCCCUCACGCUGAAGCGAUACCAGCUGAUAGAAGACCUGCAUUUUCAACCCAAAAUGGUUGCCAGAUUGAUUCUUCGCUCACUCAACGGAGUCCACAUCAAAAUCAGACCUGUAGAUCCACAGGUGUGGGAGAAGAGCUAAGGCAACUGCAGACAAUGCAUCUUGGAGAAAGGUUUUGUUGAUGUGGAUUUUUUUUUUACUCUAAAAACUCAGGUUUUAAAUUUUCUCCACGUUUUUUAUAUGUGUAAGAAGAAUGUUUAAAAGGAACAGUGACCGUUUUUAUUAGUUUGACUUUGCAUGAAAAAGGCUGUUACUUCAGUUUGCAAUCAUUAUGAAACCUAAUUAUUUGUACUGUAAAUGGAUCUUAUAUGUAAAACCUGAUAACUUGGGACAAUGAGCAAAUUGUGACUUUGAUAUUAAACAUUUAAAGCAUUUAAAGCAUAUUAUGAAUAAAGACAAGAUGUCAAAUGUAGAAAAUUGUUAUUUAU
This is a messenger RNA of Nothobranchius furzeri (turquoise killifish), 1970 nucleotides long. It is a transcript of the gene cyp4t8, whose product is annotated as cytochrome P450, family 4, subfamily T, polypeptide 8. The record is from RefSeq and is a predicted model, not a curated record. NCBI's taxonomy places the organism in Eukaryota, Metazoa, Chordata, Actinopteri, Cyprinodontiformes, Nothobranchiidae. Gene Ontology annotation, molecular function: iron ion binding; heme binding; oxidoreductase activity, acting on paired donors, with incorporation or reduction of molecular oxygen.